Molecule: messenger RNA, 6871 nt
Organism: Pieris brassicae (large cabbage white)
Lineage: Eukaryota; Metazoa; Arthropoda; Insecta; Lepidoptera; Pieridae
Gene: enc
Product: R3H domain-containing protein 2
Exons: 32
Coding region: 568-4005 (1145 amino acids)
Molecular function (GO): nucleic acid binding
Source: RefSeq, a predicted model, not a curated record
UUUCACUUAAUUUUAUUUUGUGAAACCAUGAAAACGUUUUGAUUUUGUGGAAAUUGCAAAGAAACAUUAAACUUCGUGGCCGCCGGCAUGUGCGUGUAUCUGCCGCGGACUAAAACCAUUUAGUUUAAAAAAAGUCUUGGUUGUGUUUUGGUUUUAAAUUUCUUCAACAAAAAAAUUCUGAGGUUUUCCUUAAAUUUUUCCCAAAUUGUGUUCAUAAUGGAACUUUACUGUUUUUCUUUCAAGGUGAAGCAUUGACAUAAUGUGACUCGACUUCCUGUGGUGUUUGGUAGUUAGUUUUCUAUUUUGGACACAAAUUUGGUCUAAAAUUAUACCUGAGUGCUAUAUCGUCAGAAAGGCGCUCAAAUUGCAUUAAUGGCGUCAACAAUAGUGAAGAAGCACAGACUGAAAAGCUCGCAAGCUUGACGUACGAUGCGCCCGCGCAGCCUUUCGAGCUUAUCGAGCCCAACUUGGAGCUUUAACUAGUGUCUCAUAGUUGCCUUCACCUAGGUCCAAUCUCUUUGUACAUAACACGUUUUUCCUGAGUGUGUGAGUGAAAGUGUAAAAACAAUGGAUAACACCGAAGUAGAAAAGACUUCUAGCGAAGACGCACAGCUUACUAGAAGUAGAAGUUUUAAAUCGAAGCAAUUAGUACGUAGCCAAGCAAUUCGCGAGUCUACCUCCCCCCCUCGUACAGCCUCACCUUACGAGCCUGGCAGCCCUGAGCAUGAAAAAGAGAAGGAACAUAACCGCUGCGUCACUAAAGUCAUUGAUGAUGAGAAGAUUCCAGUGCAGAUACAGAUAACCUCGGGCGGCUGGGAAGAAGGUUUCAGCGAGCAACGUCUCCGCACACGGCGAUGGUUGGGACAAAGACCGCAUUCGGACUCCUCGAGGGACUUUCUCUCAUAUAAUCCUCGUAUUACUUGCGUUUGUGGAAAGUGUGCUUGUCCACAUUGCAGGGGUAAACGAAAACACAUGUGCGCGAUUAAACAGGACUCUGGUAUAGUUUGCUCUGUGGACUGUCCCGACUGUUCUGAUCUUGACAAUAUUGGUGCAAAUGGAAAGUCUGGUAGUGUGGAUAAUGAUGAUCAGACAUUUUACUGCAGGUGUCCAGAACGUAAAGAAAAGCCGAAAACCCUAUCACUAAGCGGAAAUGAUGCAGACGACAAAACGGAUCUGACGGACCAGGAUUUGGUGAAUUUCCUGAGAGACACGCUCAACAAGAAUCCAAAGGACAGGAUCACAUUGUUGAAGGUUGAAAAGGAGUUGCACGCCCUUGUCAGCGAUGUUGGUCGUUGCAUAGUGCGGUUUCCGGUGAUGACGUCAUAUGGCCGUAUGUUGGUUCAUCGGGUGGCCGCGUUGUUUCAACUAGCGCAUCAUAUCGACCACGCUAACAAGACCUGCGUGGUCGUAUCUAAGAGCGGCACGAGUGGUGGUAGAAUCCCUUGCACCAGCUUCAAACAGUGGUGCACUCGAGUGUUCCCCAAGUCACCUCCAAGGAGACACGAUGAUACACUCGCUAAAUCGAUACUAAAACGCGCGGGGAACGUUUCGGAAUCGAGCGGUGGCGGUGCGGACGCGCCAAGGAGUAAGUCACUCGAGCAACGCGAAAGGGAUUACGAGAGAGCGAGACGGAGGAUAUUUAGUACGGACAACUGUACACAAGACGAGAGUCAAUGGCCGUGGCUUCCAUCUGGACCUGUCAAACUUCUAACACCUGAGGGCGGAAAGAAUAAACUUGUUAAGGUCCAAUCUCUUGAAUCCCGUGGCCAAGAGACGAAUGCCCGAGGGGCUGUGUCCAAAAGCCAUAGUUUCGGUGGAUACACGGCUGAACCACAACAGCCACGAUUACUUAGCAGACAAGGCGAUUUGGCCUCAAGUAGCUGGCGUUUAUCACCAUCCAGUUCUGGAUACAAAACGUUGAGUUUGCGUAGCACCGACUCCGUCACUCCUUCGCCAACAGGCGGUGCAAGUCCCGAGCCAGGCACCGAAGCCGCGACCCUCGUGUGGGCGGUGACUAACCUGUCUUCUGUACCACAGGGAGCUAUUGUUAUACAUCCACAGACAGGGCGCCCUCUAACGAACCCGGACGGCUCCAUAUAUCACUUCGAUCCGGCCAACCCACCCGUUAUUUACCAAGAUAAUGACAAGAAUGACGCAAAUGAAAAGCGAAGGGGAAAGUUGGAAAAGCAACAUUCGUUUAUGGUUACUGAAUGUGAAUGUUCUACGAACGAGUGCAGAAAAUGCUGUUGUGAGUGUAGACAAAAUGGUGGUCAGAAAUGUAACAGUGAUAAGACUACGCCGCCAGGAUCCAAAAACAGUUCAAUACCAAACAGUCCAGUAAAAGAAAUUGAACCGAUAGAAGUACCUCCAUCGCCUGAACCCAUACAAAUUCCAGAAACCCAAAAGGAGGCAAAACCUGUAUACGAAGUCCAGCCGCAGCGAAUGGAAAACCGGAUUGAUAAUUCAAAUUUCGAACAUCAAAAAUCUGUUGAUCACCAGAAACCGUACGAAACCCAAAAAUCGUUUGAAUCUCAAAAGUUUGAAUCCAAUUCGCCAACCAAUCAGAAGCCUUACGAGUCGCCCAAUCAGAGGGUCUAUGACUCGCCCAAUCAGCGGCCAGUGUUUGAAAAUAGAACGUUUGAGAAUCAUACAAAAGUACAGGAAGUUCAGUAUCAAAGUCAGGAAUAUAGUAGCUAUGGGCAAGGAUUUAGAAUGGAUGAGAUAACACCACCACCACAGGCUAUAGUGAAUUAUCACCAAGAUGUGUCAGAAACUCAAAUGAUGCAACAGAAUAAAAUUACACCCAUACCGAUACAGGAUCCUAAUAUCAGACCGGUCUCAAUAACAAAUAUGAUGUAUCCAACACUACCUCAACAUUAUCCUUUCGUCACUCCGUGUAGAAUGGACCAACAAAUGCAGCCACUGUACCAGCAGAUGCUGGGAGCAGAUGAUCAAAAGCACUUACCGCCGUCACCCCACACUGACAACACGUUUCGUAUAGAUCCGAGCUAUCCAUAUCCAACUGAGUUCAAUGCAUAUGGCGGAUGUCAAGAUCCCGCGCUGCAACGAGGGUAUAGUAUGGGCUACAGUCCAGUGGAAGUACCUACUAUGGUGCCUUCUUAUCCGGUCCCAAACGUUAUUCUACAGCCUCCCAUACAACACUAUCCGACGUAUCAAGAGCAAAUCCAAUGGCAGGGCAUCCAACCGCCCGUGCCUAUAGCCAGUCCGGCUGCGCCAAAAUUGAUGCUGCACGAUGUCUAUCCCAUGGUGUGUCCCAACAUUGGCUAUCAGCCGUACAACGUUGUAUAUCCACAGGUUCUACCGCAACCGUAUCCAAUAUGUCAGCCGGUUUACCCAAUAGUACCAGAAUGCAGGAACAACUUGACGCAGAGGAAACGCAACUCCCUACCCAACUCUUCUCGCAAUACGCCUCAAACCCCGCUAGAGAAGAAGGAAGAGACUGACUCGACGGAGAUAGCUGCUAAGAUACAGCAGAUUAAAGAACAGAUGGCGCAAAUGAAUACAAAAGAUAAGAGUGAGAGGAGAACAGACUGGAGAGCUAACAACGGAUCGGGGAUUCUGGGGAGUUAUCCCGCCAACUUUAACGGAAGAGUUAAUGGGAGGCCAAGCGACGAGGCGCAGCUGAGUUCGGCCGCUCGAGCGAUUGUCAAUUCAAUACGGAAUAUACAAGCGAAAAAUAAUUACAACGACAGAAAAUAUGACAAUAGACCGGACCAAAGACAAGAUUUCCGCUACAGAGGCCGAUCCGAGAGGGACGAGAAAGAUCGGACUGAAGGCCAGAGACCGGUUAUCCGGCCCGAGAGACUGGAUAGGGAUAGGAAUAGGGGGAUAUUUCGGGAUAACCCCUUCCCAAUGCAAUAUAGGCCACCUUAUUUAUUGCGACAGAUGUCACCUGGGGCGUGGUGCAGGCGAUCCCCAGGACCGGUCCAUCCAGUUUUAAACCCUCCGAGACGACCUCACCCGGAUAGAUAUACGCGGCGUUAGAUUAUAUAAGUUUUAUCCAAUAGGUUGAGGCGCUUUUUGAGAAUAUGUUUUUUUUUAAAUAUUAGUACUGAUGAUAUUUGUGUCACCAUGGUUACCAUUUUUAUUAGUCUUGUAGUAAACUAUCUUUAGCCCAUGUUUCACUAGAGAAUUUUAAGUUCUCCGAAAUGUUUGGAUUUUUUUUUUAAUAUUUAAUUAUUAAAAAUUGAAAUCUUGCGAUGUUCUUUCAUAGUAUCUUUUUCAUUUUGAAAAUUUGUAUUCGCAAAACGCGUCUUAACUCAAUAAAUGUUCAAACAUAUCCCUGUCCACUGUUUGUUUUUAUAGAACUUGCAAUAGUCGUUGUUACUAGACAGCUUUUUCUAAGUAGGAGACACGCGUGCGACAUUUACUCGUGCGACUUUUUGGUCGUUUUAAUAUCGUAAAAAAAAAUUUACGAUCUUAUGGAGCCGUAUUUCAUAUACGUGCAUUCAACGCUGGUGCUGUGCGUUAAAACGCUGGCUUUUCAUUGGACCUAUUAUACAAUUUACAUUACUACUGUGAAGGCAAAAACGCGGGGACUAAAGCAUACAUUUGUCUAUGGCUAAGAUUCCGAGUCUAACUAAAAUUUAUUGCUAUCAUUCCUAUAUGUCAAAAUCUACCACAUUUUUGACGUAUCCCCUAUAAGUACCACUAAAUACUAAAUCUCACCCUUAGAGUCAACCAGUUUAAUUCAAGUCCAAAGGAGUGAUAGACUUGAAUUUCUUAAUCGCAAUAGGAUUUUAGAAACUUAUUUCUCAAUGAAAACAGACCAUUCUUGUAAUUCGUCAAAGGGCUGUAACCAAUAAAGACACAAAUUGAAUAUUAUUUACAACAAAUACACAAUAGUCAAUAGUCGUUGAGUAAAUGUCGCACGUGUGUAAAAUACCUUAUAAUUGGUUUGCAAUGAAAACUAUUUAAGGGACACAAUUCCCUAUUUUGUUUCUAUUAAGUCGUAAAUGUGAAAUGAAUUAUGUCCCUUAACUAGUUUUGUGUAAAUAGGUAGGACAUUAGGUUUUUUAGUAUUUUUAUUAAAAGAGUAUUUUUGUUGUUCGGGGCUGCCUUCGGAAUAUAUUUAAUACGAAAAUUCUUUGUUCAUACAAAUUCUAAUGUAAACGGCCGAUUCUGUGCGUCCUUUGAGUAUAUAUUUACAUUAAAAAAAACGAUGACAAAUGUAAAGGACAAGUGACAGAGAAGUUCACAGAUAAUUAAAAAAUUAAGCUAUAAACUCAUGCAUUACAAUAAUCACCAAGGGAGGUAGAAGUAUUGUUUAAAAUUAUAUUUAUUUGGCAAUGACUAUUACGGUUAUUUAUGGUUUAAAAAAAAUUAUAUGUCGAUGAACGCUGGUUACAAUGUCCCCUCACUAGUACCAUUUAAAUUGUGUCCACUUUUUAAAAUAAAAAGCAGAUAAUAUUUAUUGGUCAGUACUACUCAGACCGUUUGCAGCAACGGAAUCGGUUGAUAGAGAUUCCUCACCUCAAUAAAAGAUAUUUGGUAUUCGCUUCUGAUGAGGCUUUUAAGCCAAGCCAGGAGAAGCAAUCUAAGAUUAAUUCAGAGGCGAGACUAGAAGUUGUUUUGGUUUUUAUUUCAAAAUGUUAGGUUUGCUCACGGUAGUCAAGCCUCACAAGCACAACAUCGGGAAUUUGCGUAAUUUAUUCGUAAUAAUUUCUUUUACAUGGACCACAUUUCAAAAUGUAAUCUAAUAAGCUCGAGUAAGAUUUGUUUGUUACCAUAAAUCUCGCGGCGUUGAAAAUGCCGCGUCCAUCGCUAGAUCUCAUGACGGAAUACCUAGUCAUUACAUUACAUUUUAGUUUUAGGUUGUGUUAAAUAGUCCUACUGGAUCUUGGAUGAACGGACAUCGCUCAUGGUUAACCGACAAAAAUAAUGAAGAAAGUUAUUUACGCCAUAUCUGGGAAAUUACUGGGUAGAAGUGCAAAUUUAAUGAGAGCCCUGAAAACAAAAGCGCCAUACAUUUAAUUGGAAUACAUCAUUACAUAUGAAGAUCCCAGCCGUGUCUCAACUGGUGGCAAACAAAUGAGCGUUGUUCAUUCACCAAACAAAUUAAGGUGCGCGGCAUAAGCCAUGGGAUUUGAAAUCGUUUUAUUAUUCGUGAGGAUGGUAUUUUGGACGAGACUUAACGAUAAGUAUGACUCCCGUAUGUCAACGAAAACUUUCGACGUACGGAAUUCAGUUUGCGCCGUCUCGUUUCUGUAUGGCAUCCAUAGACUCGUCACAGAUUUGAUUGGUGGCUCGUCUGAGCGGACUUUAACAUGCGGUACUUAAUAAGACAUUAUUUAAUAUUUUUUGUUAGAGAUUUCAAAUAGCCAUAUGCAAACUGAAAACGGUUUGCAAUAUUAAUAAGUUGAUUCGCACGAUAAAUGUACAACUUACGUUGCUACGUUGUAUAUAUAAGUGAAAAUACAUAUAUUUAUGUUAACUAGAGUUGUGGUGUCUGCGCAAACUUAAGUUUUCGUUAUAUUUUUAGAUUCUAUAUUAACUGCAAUAGUAUUAUUCGGCUGGCUUAUUUUUGUUCAAAAAUAAAAGUACAUUUUUGGUAUUAAAAUAUUAUUUUCAAGUUACUAGUGAUGCUAUAACAAUAAUAAUUAUUGUACCUGGUUAAGAAAUAUAUUUUCGUGUUACGUUGUGAUUCAGUGUCCUACUUGUAACUCAAUAGAUUAUAGAAAAUAUGAGGUUAAGUUUGUCUACUACCACAAUGACACCUGUCAAAUACCAAAUACUGACAUUGACAGAUGCUCGUCUGACUAAGGCAAUGUCCCGUAGAGUAUAUUAUUUGUAAGAAAGUUUAUUGUGACGGUAGAGUAUAUAAUUGUUAAUAUUAAAGAUUUUAGCGUAA